CGACAUGGCUUCAGGAGCUGCACCGGCGUUGUGAAGGAAAUAGCAGUUUGGAAGAAAAUUACAAACGGCAGUGUUAAGAGCAGACUGCGUAGGUGGCUCUUGUUGUGAGCUUUGUGUAUCCUGCACAUGUAGUAGAUGAUCCAGACACGUAGCCUGAAGGCUGCACUGCAACAAUGCCAGAGUCCUCCCUGGUCAAGGACAUUCACAGCAGCACGGCUGAAUGUAGAACGUCCCCCCUGAGGCAGUUUAGCCAAUCAUCGCUGCCACUGCACAGAAGCUCCUACAUGCUCAGUACCUUCUGCACAGAGCACAAUGUGCAAGAAUGUCUGUCACACAUCAAUCAGGAGGUGUCAUCUCUUGGCCUCACACCAGUUUGGACAGAGUCAGCCGACAGCUCAGAGCUGAAUGUUGUGGCUGUGCUCAAUUGCAUGUAUGACCUGAUUCAGCUGCACCGCAGGGGCGUCCGAACCCUGGAAAACAUGGAAGUGGAGCAGCUCAAGUCAAGCAGCAACGUGGACUUCCUGCAGCUCACAAGUGCCCGGCUUAAGGAGCAGCUUGAACUUUCCAAAAGGGAAAACACAGGACUCCUUGAGAAAGAACGGCAGCUACAGCUGAAAGUAAAAAGUUUGCAGAACUGCCUGAAAAAUGAAAAAGAAGAGGUGCAAAAACUUCAGAACAUAAUUGCAAGUCGAGCCAGUCAGUACAAUCACGAAAUGAAAAGGAAGGAAAGAGAAUUUAACAAACUGAAAGAGCGUCUGAAUCAACUUCUGGUUGACAAAAAGGAGAAGAAACAAGCUAUUGAUGUGUUAAACAACAUUGGAAGAGCUGAUGGGAAGAGAAGCCUCUGGAAAACUGAAAAGACAGAGGCAAAGCACGAGGGGGAAAUGUAUAAGACUCUGCUGAGCGACUAUGACACCCGACAGAGGGAGCUGGUGCUGGAAAAUGCGGAGUUGAGGAAAGUGUUGCAGCAGAUGAAAAAAGACAUGGUGUCCAUGUUAAGUUCAAGGAAACUGACUCUGAAAGGGGAUAAACAUGAAGGUGGCUGCAUACAGGCUGACUCAGAGGAGGAAGAGGAAGUGUUUGAUUCCAGUAAGGAAAGUGUAGAGCUGUAUUGUGUUCACGCUCGGGAGAAGCUGACCAACAGUAUUCGCCUCCAGUGGAGGAGACUCAAGAGCCAUGUAGAAAGACUGGACAGCCAAGCGUCUUUAGCACAAAUGGGUGAGAGUAAAAACCCUGAUGCUGUUCCACGAGAGACUCAUGAGGAGGAGAUGGACAGACUGAAGCUGGAGAUCCAGCAGUGCAAAGACUUUAUUCAGAAACAACAGCAGCUUCUGCAGCAGCAGCUCAGCUCUCCAUGUGAUGAGGAGACAGCAUCCCUGCUGAGCAACUGCUACAUGUUGCAGGAGAAAGAGCGCCUCCGAGAGGAGUGGAAGACUCUAGACGAACAGAGAAAGAUCUUUGAGAGGGAGAGGAGGAACUUUACAGAAGCAGCCAUCAGACUGAGCCAUGAGAGGAAGGCUUUCGAGGAGGAUCGUGCAAUGUGGCUCAAACACCAGUUUUUAAACUUGAGUCCAUUUGCGGACUCAAAGAAACCUCAGAUGUCAAAGUCCAAAAGUGCCUUUUUCAUAUCAGCUGAAACAGAAGCGAGUGCUGCUUCGGCUCCAGAGAAGCUCGUCAAAUGCCAGUCUGACACUGCCUCCCCCACACACCGAUGUUUCCCACUCACGUCACCAUCCACAGCUGACCCAUGUCGCACACUUUGCCUUAUUCCAGAGAACAGCUCGACCAAACCAAAGACAAAGACUGAACAUGCUGAGGAAUCAAACAUCUUCUGUAAUGGCAAUGUUCUGGUUCAGCACAAACGGUGGAACAACAGUAAAGAUCACAGCAGCCGCACACUAACACGGGGGAAGAAUAGCUCUAUAUGAAGCCAAAAACUCUUGUGAAUCAGGAUUUCUAUGAAUGUCCAUAAAAAAUGGAUGAUGUGUGGUAUUUCAAUUGUAUCUGAAUGGUGAAUGCCAAACAACUUGAAGUUAGACCGUAAAAUUAAUAAAUAGCUGUUAACAGUCGAAGCCAAAUGAGUUGUGGCCUGCUGCUGGUGUUCUGUGCUCUGUGUGACUGGGAGAAAAUUUGUAAUCUAAAUUUCUUCUUUUUUUAUUAGCUCACUGUUUCCUUGUUAGAUUAUACGAUAAAUGUAUUUAUUUAUUUAUUUAUGUAAUACUGUAAAUCUUGGUUUGAAAGUCGUAUCUCACAUCUAGAAGCAUUUUAGUGUGUGGGUCAUAUUUUCUGGCAUUGCUGUGCAACAAAAGGUGUUGCUUGGCGUUUAUAUCACUAACUUUCAAGUUAUGUUAACUGUCACAGAGUUUGAGAAUGUAGAUUUAAUGCUGCUGUUUCACUGAAUGCAACAAGAGACUUGGUAAAAUAUAAAUUAUGUUUCUGUAGUUUUAUUAUAGAAAUGUGGCUGAUUAACCACAUUGCUUUCUUGUAAAUGUUGCAGUUACAUUAGAAGCAGGAGCUACAUAAUGUUUCACUUAAAUAGGAACAAAGGCUGUAAAAUUUAACACAAGUAAUGUGUAGUGGAUACUGAAGGUAGACAAGUCCAGUGUCUAUAUGAAUGUAAAUUCUUCACCAUUUUUUUUAUGAAUGUGCUUAUCGUAGUGGCUUUAUAUUGACAGAUCAAAAUAAUUCUUACAACAGGAAUGUGUCGUGAUGUAUUUUAGACAAUCUUUUAUCUUUGAAAGAUUCAUUAUAUAUUGU
Messenger RNA from Toxotes jaculatrix (banded archerfish), 2757 nucleotides. Its product is annotated as afadin- and alpha-actinin-binding protein-like. The record is from RefSeq and is a predicted model, not a curated record. The transcript is spliced from 14 exons. Bases 174 to 1928 code for a protein of 584 amino acids. NCBI's taxonomy places the organism in Eukaryota, Metazoa, Chordata, Actinopteri, Toxotidae.